GAACUGUAUCGUCUGGAAUCGGAAAUAGGUUAAAAAAAAUAUCUGCGUUAGUGUGUUGUCGAAUAUAUUUUUCUUAGCACAUUUUGUACACGAAAUAUACAAGCAUGGCUAUGCAAGCAGCUAAACGAGCUAAUAUUCGAUUACCACCUGAAGUCAACAGAAUACUCUACAUUAGAAAUCUACCAUACAAGAUCACAGCUGAGGAAAUGUACGACAUCUUUGGGAAGUAUGGACCAAUACGGCAGAUUCGAACUGGAAACACACCGGAAUCAAGAGGGACAGCUUAUGUGGUCUACGAGGACAUCUUUGAUGCCAAGAACGCCUGCGAUCACCUUUCUGGAUUCAACGUCUGCAACAGAUAUCUUGUAGUUUUAUACUACAAUGCAAACAGGGCUUUCCAGAAGAUGGACACCAAGAAGAAAGAGGAGCAGCUGAAGCUUCUGAAGGAGAAAUAUGGCAUAAACACAGAUCCCCCAAAAUAGUCUCCCCUCUUCCCCCUUUGGCACAGAAUGUGCAUUUAGACAUCUGUACAAAUUCACCUCUUGCUUGUUGUAAGCCAAUAAUGUUUGCUUGUAGGACUCUUGUCUCCUGAAAUGCUUUUUAUUUUAUUUUGCUUAUUUUUUCAAUUCUAAAUAAUUUGUACAUCUUAAUUUGUCCAAUUGCUAAAGUUAACUGAUUUGUGUUUUGUAAUUGGGUAUUAUCUUGGUUAUCAAGUAUAUUAGGGUGUGUUUUUUUUUGGGGGGGGGGGUGAAUUUUGUACUGGGUGCUAAGUGAUAGUGGUUGCAUUUUACAGGCUUUGACAGUCUUUUUGUUUAAUUUCAGUUUUGGUAUGUCUCUUUGGUGUGCAUUUUGAACACAUACAAUCUCUGUGGAAAAAAAAAUCUGCAGUUUGAUGUAAACGUAUUCAUAAAAAAAUGGUAAUUCAUACAAAUUCACUUGCGUUUUUAGAUUCUGUCAAAUAAAUAGGUAUUUUCUGUAAAAUAAAUGGUCCUUGUAUAAAAGAUGCUGGCCAUA
This is a messenger RNA of Oncorhynchus masou masou (cherry salmon), 1014 nucleotides long. RefSeq names its product splicing factor 3B subunit 6. Gene Ontology annotation, molecular function: mRNA binding. NCBI's taxonomy places the organism in Eukaryota, Metazoa, Chordata, Actinopteri, Salmoniformes, Salmonidae. The transcript is spliced from 4 exons. The coding region runs from base 105 to 482 and encodes 125 amino acids. The record is from RefSeq and is a predicted model, not a curated record. Gene Ontology annotation, cellular component: nucleus; ribonucleoprotein complex; cytoplasm.